Messenger RNA from Cyprinus carpio (common carp), 1097 nucleotides. Its product is annotated as membrane-spanning 4-domains subfamily A member 4A-like. Gene Ontology annotation, cellular component: membrane. Lineage: Eukaryota; Metazoa; Chordata; Actinopteri; Cypriniformes; Cyprinidae. The record is from RefSeq and is a predicted model, not a curated record.
AAGCGAUACAAGCUACAAGUUUCACUGAACGCUGCCGGGAUUCUCGACACACGCUCUGAAGCCUCGUCACAGAACGCAGCAUCACUACUAGGUUUUGUACAGGUCAGUUUGAGAUUCAGAAACCAGAAUGUCCAGCACUGGUCCAGCGCCCACAAACUCUUCAACAUUCGUCAUCCAGUUUCAACCAGCAACACAAGCAAGACCUGUUACGACGGUGACACAUGCUCCUGCGCCACUUCGUGGACUUCAGGCAUUUCUAAAAGGCCAACCGAAAGCCCUUGGGACGGUCCAGAUAAUGAUCGGUUUGCUGACACUCCUGUUUGGCAUUGUGUCUACAGUUCAUCCAGAUGCCAUCUUUGUCAUUAUUGGUGUUCCUUACUGGGGAUCUCUCAUCUACAUUACUGCAGGCUCACUCUGCAUUGCUGCAGAAAAUAACAUUAAUUCACCGUCCGGUUUGUGUUUGAUGAAUGCUUCACUUGUGAUGAACAUUUUCAGUACUUUAACUGCAGGCAUCGCCAUUGUUUUUAUUUCGCUGGAUUUGGUUAUAGGGCCAUAUAUUUUCUGCAAGAUUUCUGACUGUAAUGAAUUAUUGAGAAUGUAUACGACUCUUUUUAGGGGAAUCAGAGGCAUAUUGAUGUUACUGGCCGUGCUUGAGUUUCUCAUCUCCAUCUGUCUGUCAGCAUUUGCCUGUAAAACCUGCUGUUGUCCUCCUCAGAAACGAGACGGGGACGUUUAUCAGAAACGAGACGGGGACGUUUAUCAGAAACGAGACGGGGACGUUUAUCAGGAUCUGGGACAGCAAGACGUGGACGCCUACGACACUCUCUAUCCCGGGAAUUAUUAGUCGCUGGCCUGAGAAACUCUCAAACUGUGCAGCUCAUUCAGUCUUCAUGCUCUAAAAACUGUAUUUUUGCUUUGUUUAUGAGUAAGUUUUAUAAGAGUUUGGUUGAUCAUGAGAUUCUGUUUUAUUGUCCUUGUUUACAUGUGUCUUUGAGACAAGCGACACAAUUGAUGUAUAAAAUACAUGUGUAAGGCUCUUCAUUUCAACAUAAAAUUAUAUUUUUUACUUGGACAGAUUAAAAGUGUGUUUCAAUGUU